GAAGAAUUUACACAAACAAAUACCGCGAAAUAUCAAUUGUAGUUGCCAAUAAGAAAACAAAAAAAGAGUUUAAUGAAAAUUUGUUUUAUCUUUUGUUCAAUUGUGCGUUUUAAUAAAUUUUAUUAUUUAUUUAGUGUUAACGAAUAAAACUAUGUAAUAAAAUGGAAAAAUCUGCAUUAAAUGAAGUAAAAGCCAUACUCAAGUCUCUAGUACUUUCAAGUCCUGAGAAGAUUACCAUUGAAAAGUUGAACCGUGAUUAUCGUGAUGUCGAAGGACAAUUUAUACCGUUUCGCCGGCUAGGAUAUGGCAAUUUGGAAGAAUUUCUACGUUCCAUACCAGAUACAUUAAGGGUGUUUGGUAGUGGUCCCACAGCUAUGGUGUGUUUUGUGGCCAAUGAAAAAUCCGAUCAUAUACAUGAUAUGAUAAUGAAACAAAAAAAACCUAAAUCAAAGGGCGCAAGAACAAGAGCUAGAAAUGCUACACGCCCCCGAAGCAAUCCGCCCCAAAGAAGUAACAGAUUUACGGGCAAUAUUAAACAACCGGCUAGACGUGUAGGACAACAAUUAUCACCCUUUCAAAGUGUUAAUCGCAAUCAUUUUACUAAGACCGUUCAAGUGAGAGAUAUACCCCAAUUGGUGAAAAAAGCUAAUUAUGUACCACCAGUUUUAGCCGAUCAAAUGUUGUACGCUUUACCACAACCAAGUGGUAUAGUUUUGAAUACACAACAGAAUAUAAACUUACAAUAUGGCAUAUUUAAAGCCAUAGACGACCAGGCCCGAAAGUAUGAAGAACAGGUCAGACAGUUAAAUAGUUUGUUGAAAAAACAAUGCAGUGUAACAGCACCGCCGCCAAAAACUCUUUCUACCGCGCCGCCACCACCUCUUUCCCGACAACAAACAAGAACUGUUAAAUUUUCUUCCGAUAUUAAUUCCUUCGACCAAAAAGUACCAGAAACUAAAAAAGAAUCUCUUGAAAAAACGCCAAUCGUUAAUAAACAUGAAUGUAUUGAUUUAAAUCCUCCUAAAGAUGUUAAACAAAUGCCUAUUAAAUUAUCGGAAGAAGUAGAAAAUCUACUCGACAUGCCUAAACUUUACAAACCUACUAAUCCCAUAAAGGAGUCAAGCUCAGUGCAUGAUAGCAGUGAAGAAUUACAAAAAGCAGAAAUGCCUCCGCUUAAUAAGCCGGAAGUAACUACAGAAAUUAAAGAGAAUAAGAGAUUUUUUGAUGAUAGUGCUGAUAAAGUUGAAGAUCCAGAUGAAGCUGUACCCUCAUUUGCUGCUAAAAACAAUGUCUUCCGUUUAGAUUUUCCUGAACACACUGUGCCUUAUGGCCUUAAAAUUGCACCUUAUAAACUUUCUGAUGAUGUUACCGUUGGAUCGUGUAUAAAAAUCUUUAUAUCAGAGAUACACAAUCCAUUUAAAUUUUGGUUUCAUAUUCAUAAAGACAAUCAUGAAUUGGAUCAGCUGAUGUAUCAAAUUGAACGUUAUUAUUCCCCACUGGAGGCUGAGGACCUGCGAAUUCCUAUGAUGUGUUUAACACCGGGACAAGUAUGUGCUGCUUGUUAUAAUGGUUUAUGGCAUCGUGCUGAAAUUGUAGCUCCUCCUGUUAAUACUACCAUUAAAGUUUCCUUCAUGGAUUAUGGUACGGUAACGGAAGUAGGAAUAGAAAAUAUAAAAUUUUUAGCCUCUUAUUUUGCUCAAUUACCAGCUCAAGCGCUGAGAGGUUGUCUGUCUCAUAUUAAACCACGUGCUCUUCACUGGAGUCAUGAGGCAACAACAUAUUUUCUAACAUUAGUGGCUGAAAUGAUGUUGUAUGCAAAAAUUGUUGAAAUCGAUAGAGAGCAAAAUAUUUUAUAUAUGGUAUUAUGCAACACCAAUGGCGAGGAUGUGGUGCAAAUUAAUAAAUCAUUAGUGGAAAAACGUUAUGCCCUAUAUAAUGAGGAUUGGAAAGCCCAAAAAAUUAGUCAAAAUAAUGGAAAACGUAUACAUCAUCCACGAGAAGAUUUUCCUACAUUUUCCAUGAUAGAAUCAGGUGAAUAUCCUAGUUUCAUCGAACUGGUUAAUUUACAGCAACGCGGUAUCGAUUAUGAAUCAAUCUAUGAUCUUAUUAUCUAUAAUCAAUCGACUAUUUUAAAUAAACACGAAAAUGCUCCUGAACGUAUAAGGAAUUUACCAUAUUUCCUAACGACUUCAAAUCCCUUCCGUUCUGAUAUUUUAUUGGAAUUAUAUACCACAACAUCGACUGCUUUAUAAUGCGUAUUGGACGAGAAAAUGUAUGGGGUAUGUUUAAAGACUUUUAUUAUUAUUAUUAUAUUAGUAUUUUAUUCAUUUAAAGUGCUGAAGUUUAAAAUGGGACUAUGUAAUGAUAUUUCUUGUAUUUAAGUUGAACUGUUUUUCUUUUAUUUUUGUUAUAUUAACGAUCUUUUGUGUUAAAGAUCUAAGAAGUAUUAACUUUUUUGUUGUUUAUUACUGAAAAUUUAAGUGUUUAUCUUUUUUUUACUAUAUAAAUGGACGUAUGAAAAAAAAUUUAA
Molecule: messenger RNA, 2530 nt
Organism: Lucilia sericata (common green bottle fly)
Lineage: Eukaryota; Metazoa; Arthropoda; Insecta; Diptera; Calliphoridae
Gene: tej
Product: tudor domain-containing protein 5
Exons: 9
Coding region: 162-2252 (696 amino acids)
Biological process (GO): spermatogenesis
Source: RefSeq, a predicted model, not a curated record